UCGCGAUUUCCUUGGCUUGUAAUUUGACGUGGAGACAUAUUAGAAUAGGUGCGCAUGCAACCCAAGUGCGCUUUUUAGCGUCUGCCUUCCUCCUCAGUAUCGCAAGUCAUUGUUAUUAUUUGUUCAAUUUCCCACCCUUCAUCAUCACCUACUUGCUUUCUCAUUUGCUGCAAAAUACUCACCAAACUCUCCAACAUCCUCUCUCUCUCUCUCUCUCUCUCUCUCUCUCUCUAUAAAAUCACCAUUGCUAUUCCUCUUCCAAAUCUUUCUCAUCAAAAUUCAGAAAACACAGCUUUAAUUGCAAAAGCUCAGUUCAAUUCAGAAGUAUUAGCUAUUUCUUCAUCAGCUGCAUGCGCUAAAUUUAAGAAAACCAAAGCGAUUUGCAGAAAUUGUACGGUCAGAAGGGUUUUUGUAUUUGUUGUUUAAGCAAUAUAUAUACACAUAUUUAUCUAUAUAUAUUGUGAUCCUUCUUCUGCUUCUCGGUGUUUUCUGAGAGAUUGAGAAACGACGCCGGCCGGAAAGUGUGGACGAAGGAAAAGUCAGGGUUGCGCACGUGAGGUGGUACGUGACUGGACUUUUGGGGUGUAUUAGUUUUAUUUGGUUUGGUUGGGGUGUCGGGAGGUCCGUGAAGAAUGCCUCACAGAACGACUUACUUCUUCCCAAGGCAAUUCCCGGAUCGAAGGUACGAUUCGUCGUCCAAACAGCUGUUGCAAGAAGAUCAUCACGAUCACGAGAAAGUAACCAAAGACAGCGACACUGCCACUACCACCACCACCACAACUGCGACCAGAGAUAGAGAUUACCAACAAAAGGUGCCCAAAACCGCCUCCAGCAACUUGUACAAGUCCUCAGCCACUACCACUUCUUCUCUGUCUUCCGAUGUUCAGUACUUCACGGGCCACGUCGAUGAAAGGAAGCCACCGCAGUUGGCCGACUUUCUCAACUGGUUCCUUCAUGACAAGAAAGGGACCAGUACUCGAUCCAAACCAUCGAGUACUGGCCACCGUCCUCAUCACGUUAGGGUAACAGGGAGGUUGUCCACUUCGUGCCACCUUGUUGACGAGGAUCGCGAGCUGUUGCUGCCUCGUCGUCAUCAUCAUAAUGAUGAUGAUCACGAUAAUCAUGUGGCUGAGGCUGGCCCACCGCAGAUGGCGCCGGAGUCCACCACGACUGCUAUGCUCAAAGACCGGAGUGUUGACCAGAGCUUUGACCGGCAGGUGUCCCUGCCGAGGGUUUCGAGUGGGAGUAGCUAUGCAGGGAGCUUGUUCUCAGGAACGACGACGUUGGAUGGGAACUUCUCUGGGGAUGUUAAGGACUCGUCAGCGACGACGAGGCAUUUGGAAGUGGAGGAAGAGGAGGUGGAACAGGAGAGUGCUAAAGUGAGGUUGUCUCAGACGUCUAAGGAAAGUUAUUAUUUGCAGCUUCUUUUGGCCAAGAGGCUUUGUUCUCAAGCUACUCUUGGUGCUGAAACAUUGCUCUUGCACGAGACUACUACUCAACUUGAGGUUACUGAUGCUGAGACGGUGUCGUAUCGGCUCUGGGUCAGUGGCUGCUUGUCUUACAAUGACAAGAUAUCAGAUGGUUUCUACAACAUUUUGGGGAUGAAUCCAUAUCUUUGGGUGAUGUGCAAUGAUGUGGAGGAAGGUAAAAAAAUACCGUCCUUGAUGUCACUUAAAGAAGUUAAACCUGGUGAGACAUCAAUGGAGGUGCUUCUUGUCGAUAAAAAUGAUGACUUUCGCCUCAAGGAGCUUCAAGAUAAAGCACAUCGACUAUCUUGCACUUCAGAGAGUACUUUAGUGUUGGUGGAGAAACUUGGCAAGCUUGUCGCAAUCUAUAUGGGGGGUAAUUAUCCCGUGGAGCAAGGAGAUCUACACAUGCGUUGGAAGGUGGUUAGCAAGCGAUUGAGCGAUUUUCAUAAGUGUAUUGUGCUCCCCAUAGGCAGCCUAUCAAUGGGGCUUUGCAGGCAUCGUGCCAUUCUUUUCAAGAAAUUGGCAGACCACAUAGGUUUGCCUUGUCGCAUAGCUCGUGGUUGCAAGUAUUGUGUGGCAGAUCACCGGUCCUCUUGUCUUGUUAAAAUUGAAGAUAACAGGAAGGUUUUGAGGGAAUAUGUGGUUGAUCUAGUUGGGGAACCAGGAAACCUUCAUGGUCCAGACUCCUCGAUUAAUGGAGGAACUCUUUCUUCUAUACCUUCACCAUUUCAAAUUUCUCAUCUCAAAGAAUCCAAACAACCUUACAGGGAUAGUGAAUUAUAUUGCCAAAUCACAAACUCAAAGCACACGGGUGCUCCUCCUGAAGAUCCCUUUCAUGCAGCUUCUUCAAUCUUUAUAGAUCAAUCUCUUACAGACGGUGGGGAGGGAGGUCAAAUCAUCAAGGAAACCAGUUUGCUUCCAGGUGAUCAAACUAGAUUUGGGUUGGAAUCUUCUCUGAUGCGAUUGGAAUUGAAAGGAAACUCUCCGCAUUGCCUUGUUCAGAGUGACAUCCCACCUUGUGUUCAGGGUGAUGCGUCGGAAGCUCUUGAUGUUACUGCUACUACUGCUGUGGCAUCAUUAGAGGAAUGUGCUAGACUUAGCGAAGAAAAUGAUGUUGUACAACAAGCUUACAGAAAGGAGAUUGUUGUAUCAAGAAAUCAGGUUAUAAGAAACAGUGUUGAGCAACCUAAAGUAACUUUGUACAACCAAUCAGAUCUAGAGGGCGUUCAUAGUGAACUUGUGAAACAAGGUAGAAUUACUGCUGUGACUAACCCAAGGUACUUGAAUCUUGAACCGACUCUCGCAAUGGACUGGCUUGAGAUCUCAUGGGAUGAGUUGAAUAUCAAAGAGCGUGUUGGUGCUGGCUCAUUUGGGACAGUGCAUCGUGCUGAAUGGAAUGGAUCAGAUGUUGCUGUUAAGGUUCUAACUGUUCAGGAUUUCCAUGAAGAUCAAUUGAAAGACUUUUUACGAGAGGUUGCAAUUAUGAAACGUGUUCGUCAUCCAAACGUAGUUCUUUUCAUGGGUGCGGUUACAAAGCGUCCUCAUCUAUCUAUAGUGACUGAAUAUCUACCAAGGGGUAGUCUUUAUCGCCUCAUUCACAGGCCAGCUUCCGGGGAACUUCUAGAUCAGAGGAGGCGGUUGCGAAUGGCACUAGAUGUGGCCAAGGGUAUCAAUUACCUCCAUUGUCUUAACCCUCCUAUUGUCCAUUGGGAUCUUAAGUCUCCAAAUUUGUUGGUUGAUAAAAAUUGGACAGCGAAGGUAUGCGAUUUUGGGUUGUCCAGAUUUAAGGCGAACACUUUCAUAUCAUCCAAGUCCAUUGCUGGAACACCUGAGUGGAUGGCUCCAGAAUUCCUUCGCGGAGAGCCCUCAAAUGAGAAGUCUGAUGUUUACAGUUUCGGAGUGAUCCUAUGGGAACUUGUAACCAUGGAACAACCUUGGAACGGUCUUAGCCCCGCCCAGGUAGUUGGAGCCGUUGCUUUCCAGAACAGAAGGCUUAUUAUCCCAGCCAAUACUCCCCCAGUGUUGGCUUCGCUUAUGGAAUCCUGCUGGGCUGAUGAUCCAGCCCAGCGCCCGUCUUUUGCUAGCAUAGUUGAGUCGCUAAAGAGGUUGCUAAAGUCUCCUCUGCAGUUGGUACCGGUGGGCGGAACAUCCCCUUCUGCCCGGACCUGAGACCGUUAUACUUCGGUAGUCGAAUUUCUACGACUGACCGAGCUUCUUUGAUUCUUGGCAAUUAUAUAUACGCUUUUCUUGCUUAACCUGUGACCGUCAAAUAUGCCGAAGUUAAAUACAUUUCCUUCCGCGUUAAUUUGAGUUUCUAGUGCCAACAGUAUAGCAUAUGGUUUAACAAUGUACCCGACGAAGAGUAUUGUGCUGAAGGAAAGGAAGAGGGAUUUACUAAUAAAUUAUUAAAGCGUGCUUUUGAUGUAUUAUUAUUAUCCAAAUUAAUCCGUCCUCUUUCCUUUUA
Molecule: messenger RNA, 3933 nt
Organism: Pyrus x bretschneideri (Chinese white pear)
Lineage: Eukaryota; Viridiplantae; Streptophyta; Magnoliopsida; Rosales; Rosaceae
Product: serine/threonine-protein kinase CTR1
Exons: 15
Coding region: 633-3638 (1001 amino acids)
Biological process (GO): protein phosphorylation
Molecular function (GO): protein kinase activity; ATP binding
Source: RefSeq, a predicted model, not a curated record